This is a messenger RNA of Plasmodium yoelii, 822 nucleotides long. RefSeq names its product PIR protein. The record is from RefSeq and is a predicted model, not a curated record. NCBI's taxonomy places the organism in Eukaryota, Apicomplexa, Aconoidasida, Haemosporida, Plasmodiidae. The transcript is spliced from 3 exons. Bases 1 to 822 code for a protein of 273 amino acids.
AUGUCUAAGGGAUUGUGUGAAAUAAUUAAUGCGGCUGAAAAUUAUGUUUUUGCUGAUCCAAACAACUCGAGAGAAUAUAUUUCUAUGGGUGUUUUUAAUUUGUAUUGUCCUGAAGAUAACUGUGAUACUGAUAACAACAAAGUUAGUUCUACUUUUAUAUCAUUACUAAAAAUUUUUGAGGAUGAACAUUUAGAGGGUAAUAAACUUGUGGAAUAUGCUAUUUUAUGGUUAAGUUAUAUACUAAAUCAAAAAAAACAAAAUGGAACUACCACAUUAAACGAUUUUUAUACUAAUCAUGUAAUAACAAAUAGUCAUUAUGAUAAGGAAAUAAAUGCUGAUAGUGAUAGUGGUAAUAAGAUUAAUAAGGAUAUUAUAAAAAAAAAAAUAAAAUCGAUGGAUAUCGAUAUUAAAGAUAUAUCUAAUUUUUAUGAUGCAUUUAAAUCAUUAUGUAACAUGUAUAGUGAAAUUGGUGCAGAAGACUACGAAUGCAUGCCAUGUUUAGAAAAUGCUGGAGAAUUGUUUGAAAAAUAUGAAAAACUUAAAAAUGCUUUAUAUAUUAAUAAAGGAAGUUCUUAUUUACAACUAUUGUCUAGUUUAUCAAAUGAUUAUAAAAAUUUUGAAAAUAUAUAUAGUGCUGCAUGUAUUAAUUCCUCACCACUUGUAGCUUGUCCACGAAGUUCAGUAACAAAAAAUAUACUAAUUACAAUUGCAAUUAUAUUUGUUGCAGCAUCAAUUUUAUUGGGAGUUUCUUAUAAGUAUUCGUUAUUUGGUUUUCGGAAACGAUUUCAAAAACAAAAAUUAAGAGAAAAAAUAAAAAAAUAA